AUGCUUGGAGGUAGACCAUAUGAUACACUUCUAGAACCGGGCCAGAAAUUGAGUGAGGAUCAAGAGGGAGAUCCAGUGGACAGAGGGAGAUUCCAGAGACUAGUGGGCAAGAUCAUAUACUUAUCCCACUCACGUCCAGACAUUGCCAUUGCCGUAAGCAUAAUGAGCCAGUUUAUGCAUGCUCCUAGAAAUUCCCACUUGGAGGCUGUUAUGAGAAUCUUGAGAUACCUGAAGUCUUCUCCUAGAAAGGGUCUCUAUUUCUCAAAACAUGACCAUCUCAGUGUGGAGGCAUUUACUGAUACAGAUUGGGCUGGCUCAGUCACUGACAGACGAUCAACUUUCGGAUACUGCACAUUUGUGGAUGGCAACUGA
Camellia sinensis is the source of this 372-nucleotide messenger RNA. NCBI's taxonomy places the organism in Eukaryota, Viridiplantae, Streptophyta, Magnoliopsida, Ericales, Theaceae. The record is from RefSeq and is a predicted model, not a curated record.